AGAGCUCCGGUUCAUUCUCGAUAUAAAUUCCACUCCUACUCAAUGUGGUACUUCUCUCAACCUUCACUGGAUUUCUACCUGUUUGGCUAGAGUAUGCUAUUUAUCUUGUUAGUUCAGAACUUUCAGGAGCUGAUGCCAAAUCGUCCCAUUAUGUCGAGACGAGAUCAUCCGUAUCACUGGGAGGAGACAUGUCACGUCAUUUUCGCAUGCGAGGUGGCAGAGUUAGUAGCGUAUUACGCCAUAUCUUCCACUCUCACUGUCUACCUUACGACAGUCCUGCAAGAGACCGAGGCCGAGGCAGCCAGAAACUAUAUCAUCUGGGCAGGAACUACGUUUCUUACUCCCAUUAUUGGAGCAUUUGUUGCGGAUGCAUUCUUGAGUCGUUAUUGGACCAUCGUCUGGUCCAUGAUAAUAUAUUUCCUGGCAUUGGUUUGUGUCACGGUCUCCAUGUCCUUCGAGCGAUUCAAACCUCCGACGUGUGAUCAUCAUCUCCUCACCACCAUGUGCGACAAGCCUAGUGUGCCCCAAAGAGUCUUCUUCUAUGGUUCAUUGUACUUGAUGGCCUUAGGAGCGGGAGGAAUCAAGGCAUGUGUGACGGCAUUCUCUGCAGACCAAUUUGACGACACUGAUCCUGGGCAGAAGCAUGAGAGGGCGUCGUUCAUGAAUUGGUGGUGGUUCAGUCUGAGCAUCGAGCGUGUCAUCGACUCGUUGGCCUUCUUCCCUUGGGUGCAGGAACAGUAUGGUUGGGUAUGGGUCGGAGCAAUUCCAGCCGGAAUCGUUGGAUUUGUAACUCUGAGUUUCAUUAUCGCUCAUCCUCUGUACUACCAUCAAACCCCCUCUGGAAGUGCUUUCACAAGAGUUCUCCAGGUUCUGGUGGCUGCUUACAAGAAGAGAAACUUGGAACUGCAACCUGAUCUUCACGAGCUGUUUGACCUGAGCCCGUAUUAUUCAGAAGUUUCCAUAUGUGUUGUUGCUUGACAGAGGUUGAUAUUCAAAGUUCGGAAAGAUCGAUACGUGGCUGAAGACUGAUGAAAAAUUUCUCAUCCAAUCUAACAAUUUUGAGACAUCUAGGCUCGAAGGGACACAUCAGCUACGAAUUCAAUAAAAAGAGCUUUGCGUUUGUAAUACAGCUUUGGAUCAUGUCAGUCACUGACAUGAUCGGAUGGGCACGUAGCCAGCUAACUUUCGUCUAGCCGUCGGCUAGUCGGUUAUCGGCCGAAAAUGCAAUCAACCUCAAUAUUCGGUCGAAAUAUUGAAUAAUUUCGGCCCAAACUGAGUACAUAAUCGGCCGAAAACGUAAAUUCUGUCCGAGUUUACGGGUCGUUUUCGGCCUCGGAUAGAAGUGGCAGUGUUUAUCGGCUAGCCGGCUAACAAA
Marchantia polymorpha subsp. ruderalis is the source of this 1375-nucleotide messenger RNA. Lineage: Eukaryota; Viridiplantae; Streptophyta; Marchantiopsida; Marchantiales; Marchantiaceae. The record is from the annotation of a GenBank genome assembly.